CCACCUCUCUCUCUUUCUCUCUCUCUCUCUCUGUCUGCAUGAAGAGGCCAAAGCCUGUAAAGCCGGCAAACCGGCUCUCUUCCACCCCUCCACCUCCGUCACGCCAUUCCCCAUCGCUCUCUCGAGCAAGUUCCAGAACCAUCAAAAUCUCUCUCCAGUCGACCUCUCCACCGGCCAGACUCAAAACCAGAAAGGCUUUAGCUCCCCAUUUCUCCGCUCCUCCAGGCGAGGCCAACAAGAAUCUUCCUUCCCUGAAUGGCUUCUUGGCCUCCCCCGACUUCGAAUGGACGCCCCUCAACGUCGAGCGUUCUGAGCUCUCCCUUCCCCUCACGCUCCUCACCGGUCAGACCUUCAGAUGGAAGCAAACGGGGCCUUCACAGUUCACAGGCGUUGUUAAAUCUCAUCUCUUCUCGCUCAAACAGCUCGACAACGAUGUUGGGUACUUCUUACAUUUCUCGAGAACCAACUCCCUUGUUGCAGAGAAAGCACUGAUAGACUACCUGAAUCUUAAGAUAUCAACGAAGGAGAUGUGGGCAGGCUUCGUUGAGGCGGAUUCUAGGUUCGCAGCUUUGGCUCCACAUGUGGCCGGUAUUCGAGUUCUAAGACAGGACCCGUUAGAGUGCCUGUUUCAAUUCAUCUGUUCUUCCAAUAACAAUAUUGGGAGGAUCACCAAGAUGGUUGAUCACCUUUCCUCGUUUGGUAGUCCCUUGGGCUCGGUUGGUGGGUUUGAUUUCUACGAAUUCCCUUCUUUAGAGGAAUUGGCGCAUGUCUCCGAAGAGCGACUGCGGAAUGCGGGGUUUGGUUACCGGGCCCGCUAUAUAGCUGGCACAGUAAAGGCUUUGUUAUCAAAACCUGGUGGCGGUGUAGAGUGGCUGUCAUCUCUUCGAAAGUUGGAACUCCAAGAGGCUACGGCAAGCUUGUGCACGUUACCUGGAAUAGGUCCUAAGGUGGCUGCUUGUGUGGCUCUUUUUUCUCUUGAUCAGAAUCAAGCUGUUCCAGUUGAUACACAUGUAUGGCAGAUUGCAACUAGGUAUUUUCUACCAGAGCUCGAGGGUGCGAAACUGACAUCUAAGUUAUGCCAACGUGUAUCUGAGGCCUUUGUGAGCAAAUUUGGGAAAUAUGCUGGCUGGGCACAGACGGUACUUUUUGUGAGUGAAUUGCCAAUGCAGCAGGCUUUAUUGCCAUCAGAUUUGUACUGUAAAAAGAAAUCUCCUCAGAGAAAGUCCUCUCACAAAAAGGCAGAAGGUUAAGCAUGAGAUUUUAUGUCGAGUAGAAUUCUUGGUUGGACAGAAGCUAGUGUCAAAACUCCAUUCUGAAAGCAGAGAUGCUGGAAACAACCUUUAGCAAUCCAUGGGCUGACCUUCUUAUUUUUUGGACUCCAGCUUAUGAGUUUGACAAGCUUGCAUAAGCUGGCAUUGUGGAGCUGAAACAGUUCCACUUUAUUUCUGAUUGGCAGUUGCUGACAUAAAAUUAUGAGAAGCUAUAUUCAUCUGGUAUUUUGCGGCAGGGAAUUGUGAACAACUUACAAUUUUGCAAGAAGGCCAGUUUUUUUUGGAGUGUAGAAAAAUUGUUAGGCCCUUGCUCUCCUUGAUAUCAGCUGAGAGUCCCUACAUUUUCGUCAUUCUCAAAAUUUAUUCUUUAAAGCUUCAUUUUUUGAUAUCUGUAUAAUUACGAACACAUCCUGAUGCCGGUUACUGUAUCAUGGAAUCAUGUGGUAUCUGAAGUCAGGAACUUGUUGGUUGACAUA
Molecule: messenger RNA, 1747 nt
Organism: Nymphaea colorata (pocket water lily)
Lineage: Eukaryota; Viridiplantae; Streptophyta; Magnoliopsida; Nymphaeales; Nymphaeaceae
Product: N-glycosylase/DNA lyase OGG1
Exons: 3
Coding region: 39-1250 (403 amino acids)
Biological process (GO): base-excision repair; base-excision repair, AP site formation; nucleotide-excision repair
Cellular component (GO): nucleus
Molecular function (GO): 8-oxo-7,8-dihydroguanine DNA N-glycosylase activity; damaged DNA binding
Source: RefSeq, a predicted model, not a curated record